AUGAUUGCAUUUUGGACGGUUGCCAUAACAUUUUUUCUCUUGAACAUUAUUGUGAUCCAUGGGAAUCGAGUUCGUCGUCAUCGACGGCAAACAUUGAAUAGACCACUGGAAUCUAUGAGCCAAAAAUCAUUAUCAUCGACUCCUCGAAUUCUCAAUAAUGCAGAACAAUAUUUUGCACAGGAAGAGGAUAAAAAUAAAUUGGUAUCUGGAAAAACUGUAGGUCGACAAUUUCAUCCACAUCAACGCCAUUAUGGUUACGGAUCAAUACAAGCCAUAAACUCUCCGUUUUCAGGUUCGGGUGUGGGUCUUUAUCAAUAUGGAUAUGGAGAAUACGGCCAACUUGGACAAGGAUCAGGACAAUAUGCUGCUUAUUAUAACAAUCGAUAUCCUGGAUCUUAUGGUUUUUAUCCAGGUUUUAAUAGUGUGGGUUAUUAUGGAUCGAAUAAUCACGCACCACCAGGUGGAAAUAAUUAUGGGUACUACAUGUGGAAUGAUGGACGAAAACAUAAUAUGAAUAGAUUUUAUUCCACCUAUAUUAAGAUUAUCUCUUAG
Molecule: messenger RNA, 552 nt
Organism: Rotaria socialis
Lineage: Eukaryota; Metazoa; Rotifera; Eurotatoria; Philodinida; Philodinidae
Source: the annotation of a GenBank genome assembly